Sinocyclocheilus anshuiensis is the source of this 852-nucleotide messenger RNA. Its product is annotated as P2X purinoceptor 4-like. Bases 31 to 852 code for a protein of 273 amino acids. Gene Ontology annotation, cellular component: plasma membrane. Gene Ontology annotation, molecular function: purinergic nucleotide receptor activity; extracellularly ATP-gated monoatomic cation channel activity. The transcript has 9 exons. Lineage: Eukaryota; Metazoa; Chordata; Actinopteri; Cypriniformes; Cyprinidae. The record is from RefSeq and is a predicted model, not a curated record. Gene Ontology annotation, biological process: calcium ion transmembrane transport; response to ATP.
GAGGAUGGAUAAUUCUUUGUGCUGACCAAUAUGAACAUCACCCCAAAUCAAACACAGUCCAAAUGUGCUGAGAAUCCGACCCCAGCAUCCAUAUGCACUUCUCACAGGGACUGCAAAAGGGGCUUCAAUGAUGCUCGUGGAAAUGGUGUUCGGACAGGCAGAUGUGUCAAUUACAAUGACACGGUGAAGACUUGUGAAGUGCUGUCCUGGUGUCCUUUAGAGAAGAUUGUUGAACCUCCAAAUCCACCACUUCUGGCAGAUGCUGAAAACUUCACUGUGCUCAUAAAGAAUAACAUUCGUUAUCCCAAAUUUAACUUCAACAAAAGGAAUAUCCUUAUAAAUAGCUCCUACUUGACACAGUGUGUGUUCAGCCGCAAGACAGACCCUGACUGCCCAAUCUUCAGACUCAAAGAUAUUGUUGAAAAAGCCGAAGAGGAUUUUCAGACUAUGGCAGUCCAUGUCAGAGACUUAAUUUAUAUCUGGUGGGAUUGUAACCUUGACAUGCCACAGAGCUGGCGUGUGCCUCGUUACACUUUCCGCAGACUGGACAACAAAGACCCUGAAAAUAACGUGGGCCCCUGGUACAACUUCAGAUUUGCUAAAUAUUACAAGGACAUUGAUGGCACAGAGACCAAAACACUUAUCAAGGUUUAUGGUAUUCGCUUUGAUGUCUUGGUAUUUGGCCAGGCAGGAAAAUUCAAUAUCAUACCAACACUUCUGAAUAUAAGUGCAGGCUUGGCACUUUUAGGCCUGGUACGGUCUGAGUGGUGCCUGGUUGCAGCCGUUGUGUGCUCGCUCUUUGAGUUUGACCUCCAGUCAGAAUGUUUCGGAGACUCCCCCGGCACGGGCUGA